Messenger RNA from Exophiala spinifera, 2118 nucleotides. RefSeq lists its product as uncharacterized. The transcript is spliced from 5 exons. NCBI's taxonomy places the organism in Eukaryota, Fungi, Ascomycota, Eurotiomycetes, Chaetothyriales, Herpotrichiellaceae. Gene Ontology annotation, biological process: DNA-templated transcription. Gene Ontology annotation, molecular function: DNA binding; zinc ion binding. The coding region runs from base 1 to 2118 and encodes 705 amino acids. The record is from RefSeq and is a predicted model, not a curated record.
AUGACACGAGCAGAUGGCUCACACCUUGUCCGUGGCGAGAGAGAGCCUCGUAAACCCCCCCCUCGAAAUUCUUGGAAUGGCUCUCGAAAGCACUGGAGAUCGCCUGAGCCUUUCGCUACUCAGAGUCGGAGUCAAACUUCUCCAGUUUUCAAACGUCCGGCCUUGACACAGCACUCUCCAAGACUUGAUGGUCAGAUGUCUCGGGGCCAGGGAGACGGCCACUUGUUGCAGCAGCUUCAUUUGCCCCAAGAACCCAGCUCCGAUCCCUAUGCCGGCGAGCCCCCAAGCAAUCACCCCUUCGCAGCGGCGUUGCGAGCCAGCUAUAAUUCGCCGAGUACGGAUCAAUCGCCCGGUACGCAGUCGUUCACGUCACGGCAGAGCAUUACUGCCACGACAUAUGAAGGCGUUGUUGUGAUCGAACCGGUCGCGGAUCCCCAAAAGUGCAAGUACGUAGGCAAAACGUCGACUCAAGUAUUGGCCAAGUCAGCAGAUCAGUACUCAAAGCCCGAAGGCUUCUUCCUGAAGGUCAUGGACUUUUUCUGUCCCUUACUGAGCCACUCGGAGGAGGUUGACACGAUGCACCGGCCAAAGCAUCAGCCUUUAGUGGAUAAGGCAACAGGACUGCGAUGUAUCGAUGCAUUCUUCUCAAGCAUACACCGCAUCCUACCAUUUCUCGACGAGCUCCAUGUCCGCAAGAUGGUAGACGACUUUUACGAUCACGGCAUCGUACACGAACAGGUCAAUGUGUGUUGUAUUUACCUUUUGAUAGCCAUCGGCGCACGAAGUUUCAGCGGUAGCGAUGCCGAGCAAAUUUCGACCACCCACUUUGCGGCCAGCUGGUCAAUGCACGACAUUAUUCUGGCCGCGCCAUACCUCGCUAGCGUGCAAUGUUUGAUCCUGAUGACCAUCGAACUAACCAACCAGAACAAAGAAGGCCAGGCGAUUUUCGCCAUCGGCACAGCAGUUCGGAUUGCCCAAUCCCUGGGCCUGCAUCGACCUCUUUCUGCACACAAGGAAAUCAUCGAGCUGAGAUUCGUCCAGAAGAACUACCGGCUUAGGAGCUGCGUCUGGUGGACAUGCUACUGUCUGGACAAAAAACUAUGCUUCGAAUGUGGGCGGCCUUCCAUCAUCAACGAUACGGACUGCGACGUGGAGUCGAUAUCCUUAGAGGACGACGGUAACGUGACAGAAACAUCAGAGGCAGCGGUGUUCCCGUACCUGAUCCAGAUCUGUCGAAUUCUGUCGACAAUUAUGAGCCGCCUGUACGGCAGAAUGGCCGAGUCGAACGACGAGCUUAGCCUUCUCAGACAGAUCGAGGCCAUUGACAAAAUGCUGACUGACUGGAGGAGCAGUCUUCCGACCAUCUGGACUGCGGACCCGGACUUGAUGGGGGCAGAAGUGGACUCUCACUCACGCGACAGUGUGCUUCUGUAUUGCAUCUACUACAACGCGCUCCUUGUCAUUCAUCGAGCGGCACUAUUCGGCAAACUGCCAACAAUUGCCAAGGACUACCACAACGGGAGAAUUGCUUCUUCAGACGUGGUUUGCUUGAACUCGUCGCGGUCUCUUGCCAAGUACGUCAAUGUCUUGGUGAAUCACCGUGAAAACUGGGCGUUGUUAAGGUGGAUCACCCCUUACUGCUUGAACGUCAUCUUCACUCUGUACAUGGGCGUGGUGAGAGACCCGACCCACUGGAUGGUGGACGCGGACGUGGGGCUGAUGAGAAGCAUCACUCGCUGCUUUUCGGCCUCGUGUGCGCACAAGGUCGCCAUUCGACCCUUUGACGAGCUGUUUCGGACGCUGGAAGAAGCAAUGCAGACUUUGCGCGCUCGAAAACGCCACGCGCCCCUUUCGACGGCCGCCACCGCGGCUUCACUGUCCGAGAACCGGGACUUGACGAGCCCAGGAGGUUUGGAAGUCACUGGAGGGGGCUUACAGCAGAUGAGUGGCCCUGACGCAGCCGUCAACGAUCUGGAUGGUGGCAUCUUGCGGAACUCGACCGGACUCAAUUUUGACACUGAUUUUCAGUUCCAGGAUUUUUUCGACUUUGGGGUUGGUGGAGAAGGCUCUAGUGUAUUUCAGCUGUGGCCCUUGAGUUCAGUAGAUCAAAGUGGGUGA